Messenger RNA from Engraulis encrasicolus (European anchovy), 7378 nucleotides. It is a transcript of the gene sbno1, whose product is annotated as strawberry notch homolog 1 (Drosophila). NCBI's taxonomy places the organism in Eukaryota, Metazoa, Chordata, Actinopteri, Clupeiformes, Engraulidae. The coding region runs from base 1104 to 5522 and encodes 1472 amino acids. Gene Ontology annotation, cellular component: nucleus. The transcript has 34 exons. Gene Ontology annotation, biological process: regulation of DNA-templated transcription. Gene Ontology annotation, molecular function: histone binding; chromatin DNA binding. The record is from RefSeq and is a predicted model, not a curated record.
UAAAGUGUGGGCUUACAACUUACAUUACACACAGUAGUAGUUUUUGUGUCCCUGAUAUUUUGUUUUCAUCCCUUAGUUUAGGUUGUUCCUGACGUUAGCAGGAGCUAACUCUAGCAGUUGGUAGCAAACGUUAGCUCCUACCUACGAGGUGACUGGGCACAUCAGUAGGACGAACUAAACAGUUAUUUUGAAUACAUUUUAGAGGGCAGGAUUGUCUUGUCUUGUAUGGUCCAGUGGAUACCGCAUUCAACGUAAAUUGUGUUAAACAAAGACCGGGCUCUUGUAAUGUCUUUGCGAUGUUUGUCAAGUUUGACAACUACCGUUGAUGUUGCUAUGUGAACAUAGGUAGCUUCUAACUGUCGAUUAACGUCCCAAUGUCUUGCUUGCUAAUCGAAAGCACAGUAACACCAACCUACAUAGCUCAUAGAUUCUGUCGAUUGAAGAAAAACAUAAAUUCGUCUAGCAUUGGCUCUUAUGGGUAAAUCUUGGGAAGACUCGUAGUAAGUUAUUCGUUGGUGUUAUUUGUUAUUGGCGGCAUUAAGCAUCUAUCACUCGCGUGUCCACUGGUGACUUGUCAAACGUGAUUAUUAUUGUGGCAUGUUUGUGUCAAAGAGGCCUUUGAUGUUGGUGGACUUGGUGGUCGGGCAGCGAGAUAUUGUCAGUGUUGUGGUAGAGAGAGUGCCUAAAGUUGACAUUGAUUGUUAUUAUUGUGAUCGUGUACAUCCUUAGUGCCUAGGCUUGGGAAUGUUAACGUGCUUCCCCUUGGUCUUGGCUUUUAUUUACCUAUUGUAAGUGGCGUUCUACCCUUUCGACAUCGGCAGUUAUGCGUACGUGCGCUUUGUAUCUUUACCUUGGUUGCACGAGACAUUACAAGACACGUUAGCUCGGCCAAUAUUGCAUUGGUUGAUGGAGCGGUUUGUGGCCCAGCUAUCUAUCUGGGUUGGUAGCCAGCUGCGUCAGACCAGGAAGUACCGCAAGUAUCUGCAAACACGUGCUCGAGUGUAUGGUACUUCCAGCGAUGUGUGUUGCUCAUGCAUGUCACUUAAUGUUCCCCUCGUGUUGAUUUGUGUCGGUGAGGAGGUCGGAGUCCCCCGGUUCCAGAAAUGAUGAGCGAUUUGAUGAUGGAUCCUGGGCAGGAUUUGCUUUUGGCGGCUCUGAGUGAGAGCGGCAUCUGCCCCAAUGACCUGUUCGACCUGGACCCCCAGGAUGCUGUUCCUGUCCCCGCACCUACACAGUCUGUAUCAGUCAGUGCUCUGGAUGGCGUGGGUUUGGCAGCAGAGGCUGCAGGGAUCGUACGCCUGGAACCAACACAGAGCCCCACACCCAGCACCCAAACUAUCACCUUCAGACAGAAGCCGCAGCCCUCCACCACCACAUUUGUCCUGAACCAGCUGAACCAGCUGCCCUCGCUCGGCACCAUCGUGGUCACCAAGCCUGCCGUGCCGGGUGCCACGCCACGGCAGAGCAUCACCGUCACCAAGGUGGUGCACGCCAGAGGAGUCGCCCCCUCCGCCACAGCCGCGGCCACCACCACCGCCACCACCACACGGCUGGUCAACCCCAUAGGCACCGUACGAACACUCAACACUGCAGCAGUCAGGGGAGUCACAGCGACCACGGCCAACGCCCUCCCCUCAGCCGUCACCUCUGUGGCGGCACCAAACCGAGAACAGGUGAAGCUACGAGAGCUGCUGCGUCCGGGAGGAGGAGGAGUGGUAUUAGGAGGAGGAAUAGGGGCACUGAAGAGCAGCAGUAGCAUGAAGAGCAGCAGCCUGGGGGAACUCAUGAAGCUGAAGCCUCCUGCUGACAUCGCACCACCUGUGGCCACCGCCACCGCCGCCAGCACCAAGAUAAUUGUGCUGUCUGCUAAGGUGGUGAAUAGACCAGCGGAUCUAAACAAUGGCAUGAAGAAGGAGGUGAGCAGUAAAGACGUGGCCAGAAUCUGGGUCAACGACGACCUCAAGAUGAGGAGCUACUCCCCCACCAAUAUUCCGCACUUAAAGGAUGAAGAUGAGCAUGAGGAAGAGGAGGACGAGGAGCUGGGGCAUGCGGAGACCUAUGCAGAGUACAUGCCAAUGAAACUGCGAAUAGGGCUGCGGCAUCCGGACCCAGUGGUGGAGACCAGCUCUCUGUCCAGCGUCAACCCCCCUGACGUCUGGUACCGCCUGGCCAUCAACGAGGAGACCAUCGACCGGGGCUGGCUCUCCGCCCUGCAGCUGGAGGCCAUCACCUACGCCAGCCAGCAACACGAGACAUUCCUUCCUAACGAAGACCGGGCGGCGUACCUGAUUGGGGACGGAGCUGGUGUGGGGAAAGGCAGAACGAUCGCCGGCAUCAUCUACGAAAACUACCUGCUGGGGAGGAAGAGAUCCCUAUGGUUCAGUGUGUCCAAUGACCUGAAAUACGAUGCAGAGAGAGAUCUGCGAGACAUUGGGGCCAAGAACAUCUCAGUUCAUUCUCUGAACAAGUUUAAAUACGGCAAGAUUUCCUCCAAGCACAACGGCAGUGUAAAGAAGGGCGUGAUCUUCGCCACGUACUCUUCUCUGAUUGGAGAGAGCCAGUCGGGUGGGAAAUACAAGACGCGCUUCAAGCAGCUGCUGCACUGGUGUGGAGAGGACUUCGAUGGAGUGAUUGUGUUUGACGAGUGUCAUAAAGCUAAGAAUGUGUGUCCCAUUGGCUCCUCCAAGCCCACCAAGACUGGCCUGGCAGUGCUGGAACUGCAGAACAAACUGCCCAAAGCACGAGUGGUCUACGCCAGCGCCACAGGUGCGUCGGAGCCGCGGAACAUGGCCUACAUGAACCGUCUGGGCAUCUGGGGGGAGGGGACGCCCUUUAGGGAGUUCACCAACUUCAUCCAGGCCGUGGAGAGGAGGGGAGUGGGAGCCAUGGAGAUUGUUGCCAUGGAUAUGAAGUUGAGGGGGAUGUACAUUGCGCGGCAGCUCAGCUUCCAGGGUGUGACCUUCAAAAUCGAGGAGGUGCCACUGUCCAAUGACUACAUCAAGAUGUACAACAAGGCCGUGCGCCUGUGGGUGUCGGCUCGUGAGAAGUUCCAGGCGGCAGCGAACCUGAUGGACGCGGAGCAGCGCAUGAAGAAGUCCAUGUGGGGCCAGUUCUGGUCGGCCCACCAGCGCUUCUUCAAGUACCUCUGCAUCGCCUCCAAGGUGCGCCGCGUCGUGCAGCUCGCACGGGAGGAGGUCAAGAACGGAAAGUGUGUGGUGAUCGGUCUCCAGUCCACAGGAGAGGCGAGGACGCUGGAGGCUCUCGAGGAGGGAGGAGGAGAGCUCAACGACUUCGUUUCCACGGCAAAGGGUGUGUUCCAGUCCCUGGUUGAGAAGCACUUCCCGGCAGCUGAUCGCCAGAAGCUGUUCAGCCUACUGGGCAUUGACCUGCCCAGUAAAAAGCCCCCACCAGCCCCAGCCAACAACGCCAGCACUAAGGACAACAAGGGUACCAAGAGGAAAGGUCAGGAGGUGAAGAAGGAGGCCAAGAAGAAGCGGAGGAGGGGCGGGCUCUCGGGAAGCAGCUCAGACGAGAGCCAAUCUGACGAGUCGGAGCAGGAGGCGGAGAGCGACGACAGCUUCAAGUCCGUGAGCUCAGGAGAGGAGGACGAGGACGACUUCAACCCCUUCAGGGACGAGUCCAGCGAGGACGAGGAGGACGACCCGUGGUUGAUCCGUAAGGACUCCAAGAAGGCAAAGAAGGAGAAGAAGGGGAAGAAGAGGAAGAAGAGUAUCGAUCCCGACUCCAUCCAGAGCGCCCUGCUGGCCUCAGGACUCGGCUCCACGCGGCCCGCCUUCACCACACCCGUCAUACCCAAGGCGCCGCCCCCCGUCGCUCCACCAGCUAAGAUAGAGAGUGACAUGAGCUGCGUGACCAGUCAGGACGCGGUGGAGGACGCUCAGCAGAUGAAGUGCCACCUGCUGGAGGAGUUGGAGAAGCUGUCGGAACAGCUGCCCCCCAACACCCUCGACGAACUCAUCGACGAGCUGGGGGGACCAGACAACGUAGCCGAGAUGACGGGUCGUAAGGGCCGGGUGGUGAGCAACGACGACGGAAGCAUCUCUUACGAGUCCCGCUCUGAGCUGGACGUUCCCGUGGAGAUCCUCAACCUGACGGAGAAGCAGCGCUUUAUGGAUGGAGAGAAGAACAUCGCCAUCAUCUCGGAGGCGGCGAGCUCGGGCAUUUCCCUGCAGGCCGACCGGCGGGUCAAGAACCAGCGGCGGAGGGUCCACAUGACGCUGGAGCUGCCCUGGAGCGCAGACAGAGCCAUCCAGCAGUUCGGUCGAACUCAUCGGUCCAAUCAGGUAACAGCUCCAGAGUAUGUCUUCCUGAUCUCGGAGCUGGCGGGAGAGCAGCGGUUCGCCUCUAUUGUCGCCAAGAGACUGGAGAGCCUGGGCGCUCUGACGCACGGAGACAGGAGAGCCACAGAGACACGAGACUUGAGCCGAUUCAACUUUGACAACAAGUAUGGCAGAAAUGCGCUGGAAAUAGUCAUGAAGUCCAUCGUCAGCCUGGACUCCCCCCUCGUCUCGCCCCCCGCAGACUUCUCAGGAGACUUCUAUAAAGAGAUCCGUAAUGGCCUAAUAGGUGUGGGACUCAUAAAUGUGGAAGAUCGUUCAGGCGUACUCACACUGGAUAAAGAUUAUAACAACAUCGGUAAGUUCCUGAAUCGUAUCCUGGGUAUGGAGGUGCAACAGCAGAACGCCCUGUUCCAGUACUUCGCAGACACGCUCACCGCAGUCAUCCAGAACGCCAAGAAGAACGGACGCUACGACAUGGGCAUCCUGGAUCUGGGUUCCGGAGAUGAGAAGGUGAAGAAGGUGGACACGAAGAAGUUCCUGACGCCAGGAUACUCCACCUCAGGACACGUGGAGCUCUACACUGUGAGUGUGGAGAGGGGGAUGUCGUGGGAGGAUGCGACUCACAUCUGGGCGGAGCAUAACGGUUCUGAUGACGGCUUCUAUGUACAGGUGCGUAACAAUAGGAAGACGGCCCUGCUCGUGACGGAAGUGAACACUAAGAAGAGACUCUUCCUUGUCUACCGGCCCAAUACCGGCAAGCAGCUGAAACAGGAGACCUACGCAGACAUACGCAAGAAGUGCAAAAAGGUCCUGUCAGACGAUGCCAAGCAGCACUGGAUAGAUCAGUACAACUCUUCUGCUGAGAUUUGUGCUCAUGCGUACUGGAGGGGUAACUGCAAGAAGGCGUCUGCGGGGCUGCAGUGUGAGAUCGGCUUGCGGUGUCGUACCUACUACGUGCUGUGCGGCUCGGUGCUCAGCGUCUGGACCAAAGUGGAGGGAGUGCUGGCCUCCGUCAGUGGCACCAACGUCAAGAUGCAGAUCGUACGCCUGCGAACGGAGGAUGGCCAGAGGAUCGUGGGCCUGCUGAUCCCGGCCAAUUGCGUGUCUCCGCUGACCAACCUGCUGUCGUCGUCGGACCAAUCACAGCAGCUGGCUGUCCAGCAGCAGCAGAUGUGGCAGCAGCUCCACCCUCAGAGCCUCAGCCACCCCCACAACACAUAGCCACUCCCCCUUUAGAACACGUGACUCCUCCCCUCUUCCUCCUCACCUGCAGCCGGCAGGCUCCGGACUUUAACCCUUUCCCUGCUCCUCUUCUCCUCCGUGUCCUCUGACCUCUGCCGCUGGCUGGCUGCUUCCUGGCAGUCAGCGGUGCGGAUGGGACAGCCAAUGGAGCUGGAGCACUGAGCGUCACUCAGACACACAGACAGACUGAUACAGGCACAUCGGCGUGCUGAGGCUCUGUGAUCUGGGUGGCUGAGCAGAGCAGAGCAGAUCAGAGCAGAUCUGAACUUUAUUGGAGUGGGAUGGGGUAUCUCCCUGAUCCUCUGGGAGAGCGAGACAGAGAGAGAGAGAGAGAGAGAGGCUGACCGAGGAAAGAGCUGUGGUGCCUUCCUCAUCGUCCUCAUCGUCCUCCUGCUCUGUGUUACCUUUUGACUUUUGAACUUUGACCUCUGGCAGGAAGAGCGUUGGUGGCUCUGGCCUCCUCAUCUUCUCCCCCUCCUCAUGACACUGACGGGUCCACUCUCAGGGGGCGCACUAGCGAGCGUCAUCCCCUCCACAACUCACUUGCAUCAAGGGGCUAUAUUUGCAAGCUUCAUACCCUCCUUUCCUCUCCUCACGCGCAUCAGGGGCCGCACUACGCAAGCUUCAUCCCUCCACACCUCACUCACACUCACACACACACACACACACACUCACACGCACACACACACACACACACACACACACACACACACUCACUCACUGACUCACACACUCACACUCACAUGCACACAGACGCACACUACACACAGCUUCAUCCCUCCGUUCCCCCUCUUAAUGCACGCAUGCAUGCAGGGUAUUGGGGUCCAUUUCUCUUCUCUUGUACACAUGGAUACAGAGUUUAGGUGUUCAUCUGUCCCCUCUCACACAUGCACAGAUUGGUUGAUGCAGACACCUAAACAACACCACCACCUGUCCUUACACACACUCAACCCUUUUCAUACACACACACACACACACACACACACACACACACACACACACACACACACACACACACACACACUUCUUCUGGUCUGUCCACACACAACUCCUCUCCCCACACACAACUCCUCUGCCCACACACAACUCUAUCGUCUCAGUCUGAUUUGCUACCUAGCAUGCUGUGAUGCAAGGGCAGAGAGUGUGUGUGUGUGUUGGUGAGCUUGUGCGAGGGCGUAUUUUAUAUAUGUAUGUAUGGAUGGAUGGAUGGAUGGAUGGAUGUGUGUGUGCUUGCCUCCUCAUUAUGGGCAGUGGAGCACUGAGACUGCAUGGUAGGCAACAGCUCUGUUAACUGCUGUUAGACUGUCAUGGUGUAUGCUCAUAGAGCGUCUUAAACUCCUGUCAGUCCAGAUGGGACCGCUGUGGAUGCAGUGCAGUAAGUCGUCGGUCACAGACCGCAGGAGCUCAGUUCGAAUCCCUGCUCAAACUGGAACCCCUUCAUAUUCACGCUGAGGCACUGAGGACAGCUCUGAGCUCUGUCACUGGUGCGCCAAGGGAACCUAAGCUCCUCUUUUUCUUUAAUUUUUUUAGUUUUCUUAAAUUUCCUUUGUCCGUUUUUUUUUUCAGAGUGCUGUAUAUGUGUACGGGGUAGGGCUCUCUUCUUCUAGGUUGCUUUUUUUGCUAUACCAGCGUGUAUAGGUGCAUAUCUUACAAAAGUACAUGUUUUUGUUGAAAAUAAUAGAUGUUAAAAACACUUGAAGGAAAACUGUCAUUUCAUCCUUGCACGAGUUGCACUAGUGACUGAUUUGAUGUAUAAAGACGACUAUUGCAAUGAGCUAUGUGCAAGACGACUACCUCUUGCACACGACCAAUAAAACUCCAUGUGGACAAAUGAA